CAUGACCCAUAUCGUGUGUUUGAAAAAAAACCAAAAUCAUGGAUUACAUUCUUCCCUAAAAUGGCGCCAUUUUCUUCCCGCUCCCCAUAAUUUCCCCCAAUUUUCAACCCUAAUUCACUCCCUCCCACCCCCAAUUCUGACAAAACCCAUUUGUUUCGUUCAACAAAAAAUCCAAUCUUGAAGAUGUUCUACUCUCACAAUCUGCUUGCAAGAAAGGGUCCGUUGGGCACUGUGUGGUGUGCAGCACAUCUUCAAAACAGACUCAAGAAACCCAACUAUAUUAGUGUCAACAUCCCCUCAACUGUUGAGAAAAUAAUGAACCCGGAAGUUCCGAUUGCCUUAAGAAUGUCUGGGCAUCUUCUAUUUGGCGUUGUUAGAAUUUACUCAAAGAAAGUCGAGUAUCUCCAGCGCGACUGUAAUUCUUUACGCAUAGAAAUAAGCAAGGCUUAUGCAAACGCCGAUAUUAAUCUACCCGAAGACGCAAAUCAAGCAAAGGAUGAGUCCAUUACUUUGCCUGACAACUUUGCCCUUGAUUUAAUGGGUAUCGACGACCACGACCUAAAUGGGUCUCCAGACAACCAUCUCAGGCGCAACGAAGAUAUUUCGUUUACAGAUCAUAGUCCCGCCAGUUUUUCGAAAAACCAACAUGGAACUCCUGCAGGAUAUAUUAUGAUUUCCGUUGGUGAGAUUUCAUCUCGAAGUCCAUCUAUCAUUAGGAAUAGCCCCGUGCCAAGAUCAGUGCACACGGAGGAUAUUCCUGAUCCUCAUACUCCACCCUCAACUUUUAACGGUGUUCAAGAUCCCGAUCCUGAUCAUCAUUUACGAUCUAAUGACAUCAUCACUAACGAGGAUGAUGUAGUUCCUCCGCUUGAAGUUGAAACUCUUCGUAUCAAUACUCCUAGUGUGCAGAAGACUCCUAUAAGUGAUGCCCUUCCAGACGAGAUUGCACCAGACCUGGAAAUAGUGAACGAGAUUUCCGAAAAAAAUAAUAAUGAUUCAUCAAAUUUAAACGAUAUCCCGGAUAACGGUGGACCCUCCUCGCCACCUAAGCAAAGUUCAUCACGGGAAUCCAUGCAUUCUGAUCAUGAUCAUGUUCAAGAUAGCUCAGCACGUCAGGCCUCGUUUAAGUUAGUAUCAACUUCACCAAGAGUUAAACGGUCUGCUGAGCUGGCACCGGCCCCACCAAGGGUAAAACGGAGAAGGAUUAAAUAUGAUCAAGCUACAGUCUUGACUAAUGAGUUCAUGAAAAAAGCUAUCGACGAUGCUAGCGGUUUGAAACGGAAAAGAAAAGGAGUAUCUUCCUAUUUGGGUGUUUAUAGAUUGAACAAUGCCCAUAAGAAGCAAAAAGUCCUGUUUGACCCUGUAAUUACCGGGUUGUGUGAUAAUCUUUCGGAAUUGCACGAGGAUGACAAUGUAUCUUCAAAAGCUUGUCUGAUUAACGUUGAACAAGCUAAUCCCGGUGUUAUGGAAGUUAACGUUGAACAAGCUAAUCCCGGUGUUAUGGAAAUUAACGUUGAACAAGCUAGUCCCGGUGUUAUGGAAGUUAACAUUGAACAAGCUAAUCCCGAUGCUAUGGAAAUCGGACGUUUUAGCGACUCCGCUGACCGUGGUGACAACCUGAUACCGAUAAGUUCUCCGGACAAUACACAAUUCUCUUCCCCCCACCACGAGGACCAAAACACCCCUGCUUUCAGUACUGACGUCGGGUCGAAAUCAUAUCAGGCAGCAACAACCGCAGGGACUAGUGUGGGGCCUACACCUGACCAUACGUCGUCUAUCGGAUCUUUUCCUGCGUCAUCUGUUAAAUCGUUUUUUUCUGAUACCGACACCCCGUUUCCUGAAAGUCAUCAGGGUUUUGAUAACAGUGGCGGUUUGUACGAUAUCCCUGAGGUGGAUGAUGCCGAAGAGUUUGCGUUUAUAGAAGAUGAUGCCGGUACACCAAGUUUGAAGGGUACACCAGAAAUAGGCUCAUUGUUACCAAGAACCAGAGGUGUGGCUAAACUGAUAAAAGAAAAGUCAGCGGCUACCCCGUCUUCGUCAGAAAACUUUGGAUCCGUUAGUAUGAAGAGCAUUCUUGAAGGAAAAACGAGAAAAGUAUGCUCUAGAAUGUUUUUUGAAACACUGGUCUUGAAGAGCUGUGAUCUUGUUGAUGUGAAGCAAGAUGAACCUUAUGGUGAUAUCACUCUGAAGGUGACAUCAAAGCUUUCAAAGCUUGAUUUUUCUAACUAGAAAUGCUCCAAGGCUGUUAAUGGAAUAAUUUUUGUUGGUAUAAACUCGGCGUGUUGGUCAUCUUUGUAAAUGGUUUCGAUGUCUAAUUAUGGUCUUCGACGGAUUGCUCAAUCUGUGUUUUAUUCUACUCUGGUUUUUUUUUUUUUAGGAAUUUUGGGAAGCAUUUUAAUUUAUUAUAUUUUUUAGGAUUUUAGGAUGUUUGGGUUUUUAAGUUGCUAAACAACUGAUCUUUAAUUUGUAUUGUAAAGCAAAUGAAUGGUUACUUACCAAAGGUUUUGGUUUUGUUGGGUGGAUC
Helianthus annuus (common sunflower) is the source of this 2524-nucleotide messenger RNA. Its product is annotated as sister chromatid cohesion 1 protein 3. Lineage: Eukaryota; Viridiplantae; Streptophyta; Magnoliopsida; Asterales; Asteraceae. Bases 184 to 2229 code for a protein of 681 amino acids. Gene Ontology annotation, biological process: replication-born double-strand break repair via sister chromatid exchange; mitotic sister chromatid cohesion; synaptonemal complex assembly. The transcript is spliced from 13 exons. Gene Ontology annotation, cellular component: cohesin complex; synaptonemal complex. The record is from RefSeq and is a predicted model, not a curated record. Gene Ontology annotation, molecular function: protein binding; chromatin binding.